AUGUUGUUGUUUUUCUACAGCUGUUAUCAGUUUUUUGUUAUUAUCAAAGAGUGAUUCUAAUCGUUUGAGAAAUUAGUUUUAUACAUUAGUUUUUUUGUUAAGUAUUCUGCAAAUUGUCGAACACAAACAUGACGGACGAUGUGAAAAGGUUUUUCCACAACCUGAUACAACGAGUCAAUGGCUUACACUGCGUCAUGGUAACCGAUCGUGACGGAGUACCCCUCAUCAACCUGGAGAAGGAAAAGUCUGCCCAAAUCGUGAUGAAGCCAGCCUUUCUGUCCACUUUCACCCUGGCGGCGGAGCAAUCCAACAAACUUGGUCUGGGAAAGAAUCGCAAUAUCAUCUCCGUGUACGCCGAUUACCAAGUAGUGCAGAUGAACAAACUGCCCCUGGUGGUCACAUUUAUCGGAGCACAAAACUGCAACAUUGGUCACAUAUUGGCCAUGGACCAACAGAUCGACACAAUUCUAGAGGAACUGAAAACGGCCGUUACGGAUUCGUGAAUGGGGGACAUUUUUUCUGCAGAAUAAUUAACUCGAAGUAAGUUGAACUUUUAAUCUUUUCUUUAAUGUAUAUCGUAAAAUUGAUAUGAAAA
Messenger RNA from Aedes aegypti (yellow fever mosquito), 595 nucleotides. RefSeq names its product ragulator complex protein LAMTOR3 homolog (gene Lamtor3). The record is from RefSeq and is a predicted model, not a curated record. Gene Ontology annotation, cellular component: Ragulator complex. Gene Ontology annotation, biological process: cellular response to amino acid stimulus; positive regulation of TOR signaling. NCBI's taxonomy places the organism in Eukaryota, Metazoa, Arthropoda, Insecta, Diptera, Culicidae. The transcript is spliced from 2 exons. The coding region runs from base 129 to 503 and encodes 124 amino acids.